Messenger RNA from Hirundo rustica (Barn swallow), 639 nucleotides. RefSeq names its product regulator of hemoglobinization and erythroid cell expansion (gene RHEX). Bases 1 to 639 code for a protein of 212 amino acids. The transcript has 5 exons. Gene Ontology annotation, cellular component: plasma membrane. Lineage: Eukaryota; Metazoa; Chordata; Aves; Passeriformes; Hirundinidae. The record is from RefSeq and is a predicted model, not a curated record.
AUGGGACCAUUUGUCUUUGGCUGCCACCAGGUCUUGGUGCCUCUCUGCAUGCCCCAGACCCUGGAGACGCCUGGGCAGGAGGAUGAUGAGCUCCUCUGGAUCCCUGCUGCCGCCUCGCUUGGCGCCUUGGUGCCCUACGCUCUCCUCCUGCUGGCCCUUUACGUCAUGCUCAGCAGGAAAAUCGCCCAACAUUCCUGCGGGAUGCAGGCGAGCAGCAGCCCCGGGGCGCGCCCCAGCCCUCACCCCAGCCCAGCUCCGGCCGCGUCACCGGGAGGGGACAAAGCACCAAAACCUGGGACACCAAAAUCCGGGGCACCAAAAUCCGGGGCACCAAAAUCCGGGGCACAAACCCCAUCACCAGCCUACACAGGGAGCAGUGACACAUCCUCAGAAACCUCGGAGGACUCGGAGGACAGCCCUUCCUGCCCUCAGGGCCGUGGCUCAGAGGAAAACAUCAAUUACACAUCCCUGGUGUUCCCGGGGAAAGGCCACGGGCCAGGCUCUGCCCAGGACUACGAGGACGGGAAGACUGGGAUGGAUUACGUCAACGUGGACCCAAAGAAGAGGAAAAUCCAUUUCUGGCCCUUCUCCAGCCCCAGGGCAUCCAAGGGGGUGGAGUACACCGAGGUGAAGCUGUGA